AUGCGUGAGGCCAGCGAUAUCAGACAGUGUGUGGAGGAGCCGAUUCAAGUUCGCCGUUCGAGUCUGAGGCUGAAGGAAGCUCAACGGAUGCAGCAUAUGGAUGAAAUGAUCCAGGAUCAUUUGCGUCGUAAUCCGAAGAUUUUCAAGCCUGAGGGCGUCGCUACGGACUGGGAGUUUCGUGGGGCAGUGGGGAAGCGAUUCGGCAUCAUAUACCAUAAGUCGGUGAAGAGUUGGUACUAUUGCUCAUCUCAAAGAUAUAGGCAUUACAAGGCUUAUUCAAAGGAAGGGGUUAACUAUCCCAUCAUCUUAGUUGCAGUCGGCUCACGGUCAGCGGACCUUGAUCGUAUCGCGGCUUUGAGGGCGGAAGUAGAGAGCUGGAAAGACAAGGCGAGAGCGAUGGAGAAGGUAAGCGGUAUUGAUGAGGCCGAGGGGUAG
Molecule: messenger RNA, 435 nt
Organism: Perkinsus marinus ATCC 50983
Lineage: Eukaryota; Perkinsozoa; Perkinsida; Perkinsidae
Exons: 5
Coding region: 1-435 (144 amino acids)
Source: RefSeq, a predicted model, not a curated record